AUGGAUCGAAUGUUUGAAAAACCUUCUUUGGAACCGAGGGAUUCGACACACCAGUCAUCAUCAUCGUGUUCAUCCACCGAUCUUCAUCCAAGAUCUUCAUCCACGAUUCAACCAUCAUCCACCGAUCACAUCCACUCUGAACUGGAGCUAGUGCGUCAAGACCCAACCCUGUAUCAAGAAGUGAUCCAUAAUUGGACAGAGAAGGUGAAGACAAAGUUGAGAUCAGAGAAUCGCACGAAAGAAUUUCUCUGCGAAGUGAGGAGAGAUAUCGGACACAUUUUGGUUCUCAAAACAUUCGAUACUCCACACAAAAGGAAAGCUUUCAUCAGAAGUCUUGUGAAGGAACCUUCGGAAGAGGAGGGGUUGGUCGCAUGGCUCCAGGAAGCCAAGCCAACAAAUCCAAACGAGCCAGAACUUGAAGAGCGUGAUCCAGCGCAUGGUCCUGCGACGAGUCAGCCACUUCCUGCACUCAACACACUUUUGGAGACUUCUGGAGGACCAUCGUCAUCCGGAACAUCGUCAUCUAUUCAAGGAGAUUCUUCUGGAGCACCAUCGAUGAAUAUGCCAAGCGCAGGAUUAUUUGGACAAUUCAAUCCCAACUUCUCCAGCCUUCCAUUUCCAAAUCUCCAGGUUGGGAUCAGUUCGCAGUUUGGCAUCCAGGUUCCAGGAAUAUCUGUGAAGAAUCUUCCUCCAGCUUCUGCUCUGCCACCCGCUCUAGACCCCUUCCUGGAAUUCUUGACCACACAACGGGGGUUGCCCGGAUUCAUAAACGCCCAGACCGUCCCAAUUCCUUCUAUCCCGGAAUUGAAUCCCAAACCAACGACCUCUUCUGAAAGAUCAAGGGCAAAUCCGGAGGGACCAAAAAGAAAGCCAGGAAGGCCAUUAGGAUCCACGAAAAUGGCCAUGAUACAGCGAAAGCGCGAGGAUCGGAAGAGAGCAGAAGAGAGCCGUCUUCUGGCUGCUCAAGCUCAACAAGACAUCUUCCCCGUUCCUAGGUCAUCAGAAGAGCAAGCGCAGAUUGAGAAGGAGGGUUCGGAGAUAGCGAGAGGUCUUCUAUUGGCCAGUCUUCAAACUUCGAUGGAUACUACUGUUGGGGCGGAGGACAGCUCAAAGGAUGGUGGGGAUCGAACAAAGGAGUCAGCGAUCGGAAAGGAAGUGUCGGAGCCAGAGACGUUAGAAGCUCCAGUUAUUCAAUCACAGAAACGAGUCCUUAGGAAGAGGAAAUCGGGAGCAGAGUUGAUUUCUUCAAUCGAUAACAUAUCCGACGAAUCCACACCAUCCGGACACACUGAAAAUCCUUCCACGACCAUCCAGCCACAACCAACCACUCGUCAAGCAGAACGUUCGAAAAUCCCACGAAAAUCAAGACAAGACCACCCGCCGAGCGAAUAUCUAGAAACCGAACUAAUGAUAAAAGGAUAUAUGAGAGAGGAUAACCGAAACGCUUCUAGAUCCGGUAGAAAGAAAAUCCAAGAGUCUGAGGAGCCUAUUGUCUCGGUAGACUGCGGUAAAGUGAUAGACGAGAUGGUGGAGAGAGUGAUGAAGGGGAAAAUUGAGGAUAUUGUCAUGCCUCCAGCCAAAAGAAGAAGAAGAUCCAUGGCAGGAUCGACGGCUCAAGAAUCCGAAGGUACGAAGAAGAAAGUUAGACGAGAAAAGAAGACGACUUCGGAUGAUGCGGACGCUUCUGAUAAUUCUAACCGUAUUCCGGUUGAUGAUGUUUCCACUCAAAAGCAUAUGAAGUCAAAGUCUGUGAAUUCUGUUUUAGAAGAUACUACCGUCACGGGAGAGUCUAGACAAACUUCAAGUGGUGAAGCUGCUGCCCAAGCUGAGGAGACUUCUCCUCAAGGAAACCAAGUUGUUGUAGAUGACAUUAUGAGAGAGUCGAGUCGAUCUGAAGAUGCUGGAACUGCCCAUGCCGAGGAAGCUGCUCCUGAAGAAAUUCAAGUUGCUGCUUCAAAAGUGGACAAUUUCGAUGAUGUUCCUUCAAAUGGUGUUGGUGCUUCGGAGAGACCGAAGACUGCUCGUGUAGUCAAAAUGAACCAGCCGAAGCUUCAAGAGGAAUUUACGGUCCCGAUAGCUUCCGGAUCGGUUUCUUCGUUAAUUACAGAAGACGCGAGCAAGAAAACAGAGUCUCCAGAAGCAACCCAUCCAAGUGAAACCAAAGCUGUCAUUCCCUUGAAAUCGCAAGAAACGGUGUCGGAGGCAGUCCAUAAUGGACCUUCCCAUUCGGCAGAACCACAAGGUCAAUACUUCAACUUUGCAAUGCAACGGGAAAAGGAAAGGCUACAGAAGAUGUAUGAUGAAAUGCGCAAAAAACCACUCUGUCAGAGUUUUUGUCCCCGCCCGACUUCCGAAGCCACUCCAGAAGUUUCAACUCCCAUGGUUCGAAGCUCUUCAACCAGCGCGCCCAAGACAAUUGAUGGACCACUUGCUUCUAAUUUUCCCAUACUCCCCAUACAAGCUCAUUCCCCUAUUCCGCCUCAAACGCCUUCUGAACCCCUCGAAGCAGUCGUGAUGUCAUCCACAAUAACUUCAGAAGUUUCAACUUCUAUGGUUUCAAGUUCUUCAUCCAGCUAUGCCGCCCCAGCUGUCAUGGCAGCUGAUGCACCAGUCGCUUCUAAUUUGGUUCCGUUUCUGGUAACGGCAACUUCGUCUAGUGAACUCCAAGAGAAAAAUCAAGCAGCUUCUGGAAUUGUACCACCGGGACGCUCCGUUAUUCACACGACUCCAGCUGUUCCCCAGCUUGUUCCAGGAAUGUUAACUUUGUCAGUUGGAGUGGCGCUAUCCUAUAUGUUACCAUCAAGAACACAAUCACCUCAUCAAGAUAUUCCUGCCCAUCGAGAGCUGCCAAAACCAAUUGCACAUCCUGGUGCAAUCAGUUCUCAACUGCCUCCAUGUGCAGCCCUAUCGAAGCUGCCUCCACUAUUUACGGCUUCCAGCCAAGCGACGGCUCCCAACCUUCAUCCGGCCAACUUCAAAGUUCCCAUAGCUGUUGACCCUACGAAAGCAUUUUCCCCUGAACAUCUGGAACCCACUGGAAAUGGAAUACAAACUGAUAUCUCUAGCUUGAGCACACAUGGGGCAUAUUUGGAUUCAACUUCUACAACAAGCAGUGCAGAACCACCAUUACAACAAGGACUUCCAGCUCCGGAAUCUGCUUUAAAUUCUGAAUCCAGAACUGAUAACUCCACUAAUUCCGGAGCCAAUUCAUCUGCUGCUCUUCCAACCAGCUCUUUUCAAGCAGCUCGUGAAACUUCAAGGCUCUCUGUGAACCAGCAAAAUAAACACGGAGCCAACAUGACCUCAUCUGCAGCAGCUCCAGAAGCUUCAACUUCCACGGUUCGAAGUUCUUCAACCAGCGAUGGCGCCCCAGCUUUCUCGACAGCUGAUGCGCCAUUAGCUCCUACAGAAACUUCAUCGAGCGGACGCCAAGAGAAAAAUCGAGAAGCAUUUGGCAUAAGCCCACCGGCACCCUCCGUGACUCACGCGACUUCAGCUAAGCGCCACCCAGAAAUGCUCCCUUUGCCAGCUGGAGUGACACCAUCGGAACCACCAACAGCACCACCAACAGCACCACCCCAUUAUCAAGGAGUUCCGGUCCACUAUGUACCACUAAGAUCAUUUACUGAUCAUGUUACAAUCAGCGCUCAACUACCUCCCGAUGCAACGAGACAGCCGCCAUCAUAUACGACAUAUUCGGCGACCAGUCAAGCUGUUAAUUCGAACUCUCCUCCGGGGAACUCUACCGCUCUCCUAGCAAAUAUGCAAGUUCAUGCCUCUGUUUUCGCUCAAACACCCGCUGAACCUCUCGAACCCACUGGAAAUGGAAUACAAGUUGCUGUUUCUAGCUCGAGCCCAGAUUCAGUAGCAUCUGGAACUUUAGGAAUCUCUGGAAACCAGCAAAAUGAUCUCGAAGCCAACGAAACUUCACGCCAACAGAAGAACCAAGAAGCGUCUGGCAUGUUAUCACCUAGACGCUCUGUGCCUCAGACGACUCCAGCUAUUCCCCACCCAGGAAUGUUUCCUUUGCCAUCCGGAUCACCAAGAGCACCACCCCAUCAUCCUGGAGUUCCGGUCCGUCAAGUGCCACAAGGAUCAUUUAUGCAUAAUGGGCAAUUUAUCCCGGGUUCGAACUUCAUGCACCAUUUGGGAGAUCCAAGAAUGUAUCCAAAUUUUGCUCAACAUCAAGUGAAUAUGAGACAUCCGAUGGUUCCGCCUCCACCAUACACGGCGACAAGCCGAGCUGCUCCAUUCAACCUUCCUCCAGUCCACUCUACCGUUCCCAUGGCUUUCGCCCCUAUGCGAGCUCAUUUCCCUGUUCCACCUAGGCCAGAAGUCGCGGCGCAAUGGAUGGCGGCACACUCGAUGUACCAACAUCAAAAUAAGCCCGUGGCCCAACCACAGAUGACACCGAAAAGGGCUCGAAAGCCAAGAGCCAGAGCAGCGCCACGCCACGAUACAGUGGUCUCCAUUCCAAUCGCCAGGAGUCCUCCUGCCGCCGUUCCAGUGCCACCAAUCGGCCAAAUGAUUGUUCCCCAACCAGAGGUUUACCAAAACCCUCAAGCCUCUGCCAUUCGUCGUGUUUUUAACACCAUGCCCCACUUGGAUUACCCGCCGAAGCCUUCACAGGACAGCAGCUCGAAUGAAUCGAUGCCCCGUCUCGAAGCUGAUGGUGAAGAGGAAGAAGCAGUGGGAGAUCAACCAGGACCAAAAGAUCAGUCUUCUCCAGAAGCACCACCACCGAAGAAUAGCAGUUAUGACGAAGACCUGCACAAAAUGAUAUGCAGAGAUGAGGCAAUCCAUGAAGCCCUGAAAAAUGCUCCUCGAGCAAAAUCACGGAUCCUUCCCCUCGAGGAUAUCAUACCGUCAGAGGAGGAAUGCCCAGAUCUCGAAUUCUUCACAGACUUUGCCGAUCGGAGCCAAAGCUUUGGGGAGAUGAACAGAUGCACCGUCACUUGCACAGAAAUGUUCUCCUCCGAGUUUACCAAUCGUGUCGAGAAGAGAGGACAACAAAAAGUUCGCUUCCAUAAAAAUGAAAAAUUCCGAAAGACAUUGGAAGGCGUGAAGGCUGUUGCGUUGUUUGAGAUGGUAAUGCAGGAUAAUCUGAUUACCAUCCUCAAUGAAUGGCCAGAAGCUCGUCAGGAGCCAAAGUUUCAGUUGUUCCUUCGAGCACACGAGCUGACAGGACACAAGGCCGUAUUCAACAACGAGAAUGAAGCGGAGGCUGAGAAGAAUUUGAAAACUUCGGGUGCAAUAAAGUCAUCGCCUUCCUUCUCUAUGCUAUUCACAAAUCUGUCGGAUGUUGCUAUCCAGUUCAAGGAUUCCGUUUGA
Messenger RNA from Caenorhabditis briggsae, 5331 nucleotides. NCBI's taxonomy places the organism in Eukaryota, Metazoa, Nematoda, Chromadorea, Rhabditida, Rhabditidae. Bases 1 to 5331 code for a protein of 1776 amino acids. The record is from RefSeq and is a predicted model, not a curated record. The transcript is spliced from 15 exons.